UCCAAAUCUUUCUGGAUAAGCAGGUGCACACAUCGCUCCCACUGGGGCAUUUGGUCUACGCCAUUUCAACCGGGGUCCGGAGCCAGCCCCGCCCGGGCGCGGCAGCGUGUCACAGUGGGGCCCUUUGUGACACGUCCCUGUGUCACCCAGGCAUAGCUGGCACUGACACGGUGGCCCUGCAGUGUCCGACAGGACAGCGAGGAGACAGGGCAGGAGUGUGCGGGUCUGGCGAGGAGCCCCCGAGCGCAGCCCACGUCGUUUUCCUCAACCCCCGGCAGCCCCGCGGCUGCCCCUUCCCUACCCUCAGCCCUCAUCCAGAAGGAUGGCGGAGAGACCCCCCAGCAGCCCCAGGGUGGCCUGGGAGGAGAGUGGGGCUCACGAGGAGAGAAGACCUCCAUCGGAGCCCUAUGAAGUGUCAGAGGUGCAGCCGUUGUGUUCUGGUGGUGAUUUCCUGCUUUUCUCUGAAGAGGAGGAGGCCAUGCAGAUGAUAGAGUACUUUCUCAGGAGUACAGAAAAGGAGGAGAUGGAGAAGAUGGUAUUCCUGGAGAGCAUCUGCACCAUUUGCAGAGUUGGCAAAAGCGAGGCCUUUUAUGAGAGCCUGGCUAUUUUCUGCUGUGAAAAUAACUUGGCAGAGGAAGUCAAGGAGCUGCUGGAGAACGAGCCUGUGGACCAGCUGUGCACUGCAGUGCGGUACCAAGCCAUGCUUGCAAUUGCCGCCUUGAGCAGAGUGAAGGCAAUUGCGGAGAAGGAAAUAAUACCUCUUUUAAAUGCAUGUUUCAAAGCCAUCUUCUACCUUCCUCCAAAAGAGGACUUGAACAUUUGCCUCUACAAUCGUACCCUGCAUGCUAUGGACAAUGUGCUGAAGAUGUUGCUGGUCAGCCAUCGUACCUCCAGCAGUGAGGAGCUGCAGAAUAUCUUGGAGGUGCUGAUACGCUUCACCAGCACCCAGAACAAAACUGUGCGAGCAAGAGCCUUAACGAGGAUCUGGAAACUCAGCAGUUUCGUCAGGCAGGAGCCAUUUGCAAAAUUUGUCCCAACUUCUCAGAGGACAAACAUCAUCUGCAUGACCCUUGAGGCCAUUGGAGAGUGCAGCACUGAGGAUAAGGAGUGGGCCACGUUGAUGCUGGAUGUGGUUCUACGGGACCCUGUCAGCUGGAUGAUGGAUGUGCCAGAGAUUCUCGAGUUCAUCCAGAGAAACCUGAGAAGCAAUAGUGCAUCCCUACAGCAGACCUUAUUCUCAGUGCUGGAUGUGCUGACCAACCAGUUUCCCAGGGAUGUGCUGAUGAGUGUGCUGACCGACCUUCCACACAGUGACAGCACCACCCUGGACAUCUGGAAGAGAAUACUCUCCCUGGCAGAAAAUUCAGAGUGCAUCUUGGAUGUACUGUGCAGCGUUCUCCAGGACCAAGAGCUGUGUGGGAUCUUUAACGUCACCACAGCGGAGUUGGGCCUCCUUCGGCUGACUGUGAUGCAUCCCACUGAAGAGAACCUGCAAGAGCUGUGUAAGCCAGCACUGCUCCAGAGGCUUUUGAAGACUGAAAGCCUGCCAGUCCUCUGGCUGGUGCUCAGAGGCCUUGUCCUGCUGUCUGAGAGACCUGAGACGGCAAGAGCAAUACGGGACCUGCUGCCAAGCGUCAUGGAGACCCUGCGCUUUGCCAACACACACGUUGUUGUGAAGACACUAAAUAUCUUCAGAAAUGUGAUGAGUCAUCUGACCAAGAGGGAGGCCACUCCCAUUGCUCUGGAGCUGGCUGAGAAGAUCCUCCCUCUUUUUAAUCAUGUGUCAAGUGAAGUGCGAGAGUGUUCCAUCCGCCUCUUCAAAGAUGUGAUGGAGGCUGUUGUGUGGUGGCAAAAGAGAAACAUGAAGAAGAUCGUGCGCAGGGGCCUGCUCCCUCUGCUCUUUCAUAUGAAUGAUGAGACCCUGAGCGUUGCACAGGCCUCUGGAGAAACCCUCGUUGCUUGUGGCAAGUUCCUGAAGUGGAAGGAGCUCAAGCGCGUGGCCCAGGAAAUGAGCAUAGUGGGGACCAGUGAGUGUUUGCUGCAGCAGGACAGGAAGAUGGUGAAUGAAUACCUUCAGCUGAGCCUGCCGUACCUGAAGGAUUCUCAGGCCUCUUUGCGAUAUGAGGCUGUGAACUUCAUCGGGCUGGCUGUGCAGCACUCCGGGGUCCAAAGUGAGGAGAAGCUGAAUGAAAUCUGCAGCGCCCUCCAGUCUUUGGAAGAUGACGCCCAUCCAACAGUGCGUUUUGUAGCAGCUGAGACAGCCCUGCUGCUGACAUACCAAGGGCUGCAGGAAGAACCACCACGGAGCAGGCUGGCAGCGUUGUGCUGCUGGCGCUGCAGUGCCAUCUGUCGUUAAAAAUCAUACGAUCAUAGAAUUGCUCAGGUUGGAAAAGACCUUAAAGAUCAUCAAGUCCAACCACAACCUAGUCAUACUAACCUAACAACCCUUUGCUAAAUAUUGUCCUUGAACACCACAUCCCAAUGGUUUUUAGACACAUUCAGGGAUGAUGCUUCAACCACCUCCCAGGGGAGCCUAUUCCACCGCUUAACAACCCCUUCUGUAACAAAGUUUUCCAUGACAUCCAACCUAAACUUACCAUUCUGAACAUGACUUUGAUUAAAACUUGAAUUACAA
Messenger RNA from Gallus gallus (chicken), 2635 nucleotides. RefSeq lists its product as uncharacterized. Gene Ontology annotation, cellular component: cytoplasm. NCBI's taxonomy places the organism in Eukaryota, Metazoa, Chordata, Aves, Galliformes, Phasianidae. The transcript has 17 exons. Bases 323 to 2356 code for a protein of 677 amino acids. The record is from RefSeq and is a predicted model, not a curated record.